Dermatophagoides farinae (American house dust mite) is the source of this 3484-nucleotide messenger RNA. The record is from RefSeq and is a predicted model, not a curated record. NCBI's taxonomy places the organism in Eukaryota, Metazoa, Arthropoda, Arachnida, Sarcoptiformes, Pyroglyphidae.
UCAUCAUCAUCAGCAUCAGCAGCAACAACAACAAGAGCAGCACUUUAUCGUCGAUAAUGAUGAACACCUUGAAUACCUCCAUCGACAACAGCAAGAGCAAGAGCAAUUGAAUCAAAAUGCACAUUUAAAUCAAAAAUCUAUUACACUAUAUUCCUCAUCAUCAUUAUAUCCAUUGUCUUCUUCAGGAUCUUCAAAUAAUUCUUCAUCAUUUCAAUCAUAUUUUCUAUCACAAUUAGUUGAUUGUAACGAUAACCAACCACAACAACAACAACAACAACAACAACAAGAAUCACAUCAGUUAAAUCAUCAUUACGAUCAACAACAACAACAACAACAACAAUUAUCGGCUAAUAUAAUUAGUGGAUCAGGCGCUAAUCACAAUCAAUCAAAUAAAACUCAUCAUCUAAAUUCAACUGGUGGAUAUAGUAGUAGCAGUAGUGAUAAUAGCACUAAUUCAUCAUCAUCAUCUUUGUCUUUGUCAUCAUUAUCAUCGAAUUCAUCAUCACAAGAACAAAAUCAGGAACAAAAUAACGACAAUAAAGAAAUCGAUACUGGAUCCAAUCUAAUUACAUCGAACAGUCAUCACAAUAGUUAUAAAGAUCUAUCAUUACAACACGACCAUUAUAAUCAAUUACAUAAUCACAAUGGACAACAACUAAAUUCAAAUCAUUUACAAUAUGAAGCAGAUUUAAAUGACACCGCAAUCAAUAAAUCGGAUAAAAUUCUAAUUAAUCAUCAAUCAAUACAAAAUCCAUUUCAUCAUCAUAAUCAUUCACAGUUUGUUUAUCAACAUUUAAAUCGAAAUAAUGGUGAAAUUGAACAAAAUUAUGAUUCAAAUGUCAUAACCAGUGGUGAUCAGAAUUAUCAUUCACAUUAUCAACAACAACAACGACAACAACAGCACGACGUAUCAUUUAUUACUAAAUCUAAAGUCGAAAAAGACGAAGAAAAAAAAGAUCAAGAUAAAGAUUUUAAUAUUGCAAAUCAUUUACGAAUUGCAGCGAAAGGUCAACAAUCAACAACCAGAACAAUGUUUCAGAAUUUAAUGUCUGGCCAUUAUACCGUUGGUGGUAGUGGCGCUGGUGGCCAAAAUCACCAUCCUAAUCACCAUCAUCCUCAUCAUCAUCAUCAUCAUCACGCAGCAGUUGCGGCUGCCGCUGUACAACAUCAAGCUGAUUUAGCAGCCGCUGCUGCUGCUGCUUAUCAUAAUCAUCCAUUAUCAUCGAUGUAUGCAGCUCGUACACAAUAUGGUACAUCGAUUUCAACAUCAUCACCUGAACAUAAUAAUAAUGAUACAUCAGCUAACGAUCAACAACAACAACAGCAGCAGCAUCAGCAACAACAACAACAAAGUAAUAUCGAUGAAAAUAAUGGUGAUAAUAAUAAUAACAACGGUGAUGGUGCAAAUUCAUCGACGGCAGAUGUUGGUGAUGAAGAUGAUCGUGCGGCAACAACGCCUACAUCGUCAAUUCUAUUAACGAAUGGUAAUGCAAACCGAAGUCAAUCAUCAUCGUCAUCAUCAUCAUCAUCAUCAGCUACUGCUGCUGUUGCUGCUUCUGCAUUCCAGAAUUCUCAACAUUUUAAUAAUUCAACCACAAGCAAUGAUACAUCACCAUUCGGAUCGAAUAGAUUCCCAUUUCAGAAUGUAUCAUCAUCUUCAUCAUCAUGUUCGAUAACGGCUUCAUCGCCAAGUCCUACUGGUGUCCAAACAAAUAAUCCUAAUGGAUCGAAUGGUGGAUCAUCCAAUUCUCAACAACAAAGACAAAGAUCAAACAACGGAGAUGGUGGUGGUAGUAAUAAUGGAAAUGGAACAACAUCAUCAUCAUCGUCAUCAUCAACAAUAUCGGAUCCUCCUACAACAUCGUCAUCAUCAACUGCUGCAUCAUUAGCAGCAGCUGCAGCUGCCAAUUCAUAUGCAUCAACAUUUCGUUCAGCAACAAUGAAUGGUCUACAUCCGGCAUAUGCUGCCGCAUCAUAUGAAGCUGCAGCAGCCGCAGCUGCUGCAUGUGCAUGGGCCGGUAGGUUAGAACAUUCAGUACCAUCAUCAUUAACCGGACGUUUAACCGAUCCUCAUCAUCAUCAUACAACAACGGCAGCGGCUGGAUUUCCGGCCGGUUUAGCAGCUAGUCAAGCGGCAGCAUUCCGUAGAUCGGAUAAUCAUAACAAUCAUACGAAUGGAUUGGAUUUCUUUUUUGGUUCACCAGCAGCAGCAGCGGCAGCCGCUGCUGCUGCUACCGCUAAUUCACCGGUAACAGCUUCCGUUACAUCUGCUGCUGCUGCUGCUGCAGCAUCAGGACAAUUAAAUAUUGCAAAUAGUCAUCAUCAUCAUCAAUCAAAUCAGCCACAUCAUCAUCAUCAUCAACAUCAACAGCAGCAACAACAACAACAACAGCUACAACAAUCACAACAACAACAUCAUCAAGGACAUCAUCCAUCUCAUCAUCAUCAUCAUCAUAUGUCCGGUAUUGGAAUGUCAACAUCGCCUAUUAAUCAAGGUCUUAUUGGAACCGGUAGUAGUAAUGGUAUGAAUGGACCGGGUAAUGGUGGUGAUAUUUGUGGUGGUAAUAUGCCCGGUGGUUUAGCUGCGGCUGCAGCUGCUGCUGCAGCUGGACAAGCAGCAUAUGCAGCACAUUUUAGUGAAGGACGUGAAUGUGUAAAUUGUGGAGCAAUAUCGACGCCAUUAUGGCGCCGUGAUGGUACCGGUCAUUAUCUAUGCAAUGCAUGUGGACUUUACCAUAAGAUGAAUGGCGCCAGACGGCCAUUGAUCAAGCCUCAACGUCGUUUGGCUGCCUCAAGACGUUUAGGACUUUGUUGCUCGAAUUGUGGUACGACCACAACAACAUUGUGGCGACGUAAUAAUGAAGGUGAACCGGUCUGUAAUGCAUGUGGUCUUUAUUAUAAAUUACAUAAUGUAAAUCGACCAUUAGCAAUGAGAAAAGAAGGAAUACAAACACGAAAACGUAAACCGAAACAAAAUUCUGCUAGUUCAGCAGCAUUAAGUUCUUUAGGUUUAACCGGUGCAACGUUUGGUCUUGGUGGUGGUAGCAGUAGUGCACUUGGAUCAUUAGCAUCUGGCGUUGUUGCUAACAAUAAUGGAUCAAACAACAAUUGUAUUGGAUCAACAACAACAACAUCAAUGCAAAAUGGUGGCGGUUUACAAUCACAUCAUCAUCAUCAUCAUAAUCAUAAUCAUAAUUCAACCGGUGUAUUCCAUUUGAAUCAUAAUAAUAGCAAUAAUCAUCAUCAACAACAACAUCAUCAAUCUGGACAGCAACAAUUAUUACAACAUCAACUUGGUAAUGCUAAUAGCAGUAGCAAUAAUUCAUCAACAUCACCAUUAAAUAGUAACAGUGGCAAUAGUAAUAGUAAAUUAGGAUCAUAUCAUCAUCAUAAUAAUCAUCAUCUUAAUCAUUUAAAUCACCAUCACCAACAACAACCACAACAACAUCAUCUAAAUUCAUCUGUUAAACAUCGUUUUUAUUGA